UCCUUUUUUCUCCACUCCCCUCUGCUGUCCCCACCCCAGAUUCCCGUGCAAUUUUCCCCAAUCCCAAACACUUAAUUGAGCAAUUGGGAUUCCUCACGUGUGGGCUGAUUUGUAGUUUGAACACGUGGCUCAUUCAAAAAAGCCGGAAUAGCAGCGGAUUUUUUUUCACCCCCUUCUUCUUCUUCUUCUUCUUCUUCUUAUUCUAGGCUCUAGACUUAGAGGCGGGCGCCAGCCUUACCGUGUGUGACAUUCUCUGUCUCUUUGCCAAGGGGUUUGGAGGAAGCCACAACGUAGUUUCUCCUCCUUUUCACCCAGCCCGCCAUCGUUUGGAGACACGAGAUUAAUAAUUGAGCAUUUAUUUAUUGCGCGAUAGAGACAGAGGGGCGAGGGAGAGCAAACGCACUGUGAGGCUGCCAGUUUAAAUCUAUCUGUGGCUUGAACGACCGGGAAGCACGCCACAGCCACUCCGUAGUAGUAAAGGCGAUUUAGGCUACUCCAAACACUGCACAUCCGUGAGAGCAAAUAACUAUCUCUCCCUCAGCGUAAAGAUUGUCCCUUUUCGGCGCAGAACAUGAAUAAGCUAUACAUUGGCAACGUGAGCGCUGAGGCGAGCGAGGAGGACUUCGAAACUAUCUUUGAGCAGUGGAAGAUUCCGCACAGUGGUCCGUUUCUUGUCAAAACUGGCUAUGCGUUUGUGGAUUGCCCGGACGAGAAAGCUGCAAUGAAGGCCAUUGAUGUACUUUCAGGUAAAGUUGAACUUCAUGGGAAACUUCUCGAAGUGGAGAUCUCGGUCCCUAAACGUCAAAGGAGCUGUAAGCUGCAGAUGAGGAACAUCCCGCCUCACAUGCAGUGGGAGGUUUUGGAUGGUAUGCUUGCUAAGUAUGGUCCAGUAGAGAGCUGUGAACAAGUAAACACUGACACAGAGACUGCAGUAGUCAACGUUCGAUAUACAGCCAGGGACCACGCCAAGCUGGCGAUGGACGAGCUGAACGGACAAAUGCUGGAAGACUAUGUCCUGAAAUUGUCGUAUAUCCCAGAUGAGAACGCUACAGCAGAGGGUCCUUCAGGGGGGGGCAGGAGAGGCUAUAACGCCCGUGGAACCCCUCGUUCCGGCUCUCCAGGUCUGGGCGCCCGGCCCAAAUUGCAAUCGGACAUCCCGCUGCGCAUCCUGGUUCCCACGCAGUUUGUAGGGGCGAUUAUCGGCAAGGAAGGUGCCACUAUCCGCAACAUCACCAAACAGACCCACUCAAAGAUUGACAUCCAUAGGAAAGAAAAUGCAGGUGCAGCAGAGAAGCCCAUCACAAUUCACUCCACCCCUGAAGGUUGUUCGAACGCUUGUACAGCCAUCAUGGAGAUCAUGCAGAAGGAAGCCCUCGACACAAAGUUCACUGAGGAGAUCGUACUGAAGAUACUUGCACACAACAACUUUGUAGGAAGGUUAAUUGGGAAGGAAGGACGCAACCUGAAGAAAAUCGAGCAGGACACGGGGACCAAGAUCACAAUCUCAAAUCUCCAGGAGAUGACCGUGUACAACCCAGAGCGGACCAUCACAAUCAAGGGCCAGAUAGACGACCUCGCAAAAGCCGAGGUGGAGGUGAUGAAGAAAGUCAGGGAAUCCUAUGAUAGUGACAUGGCCGCUAUGAACCUCCAGUCCAACCUGAUCCCAGGCUUGAAUCUGAACGCUUUGGGUUUGUUCCCUAGUGGAGCACCAGGCAUGGGUCCCUCCAUGUCCAGUGUCCCACCUCCCGGAGCCCACGGUGGAUGCUCGUCCUUUGGACAGGGACACCCGGAGUCAGAGACGGUUCACCUGUUCAUCCCUGCGCUUGCGGUGGGAGCCAUCAUCGGAAAACAGGGUCAGCACAUCAAACAGCUGUCACACUUUGCCGGAGCCUCAAUCAAGAUCGCACCUGCAGAAGGAAUGGAUGUCCAACAGAGGAUGGUCAUCAUUAUUGGACCGCCAGAAGCUCAGUUUAAGGCUCAGUGUCGCAUCUUCGGCAAGCUGAAGGAAGAGAACUUCUUUGGACCCAAGGAGGAGGUGAAGCUGGAGGCUCACAUCAAGGUUCCUUCCUUCGCUGCUGGGAGAGUCAUUGGGAAGGGUGGAAAAACGGUAAACGAGCUGCAAAACCUGACCUGUGCAGAGGUGGUGGUGCCCAGGGACCAGACGCCUGAUGAGAACGACCAGGUUAUAGUCAAGAUCAGUGGACACUUCUUUGCAUGCCAGCUGGCCCAGAGAAAGAUCCAAGAGAUCUUGGCCCAGGUGAGGAGGCAGCAGCAGCCUAAGCCCACAUCUGGAGCCCAACCUCCACAGCCCCGCAGGAAGUAAAGCUCCAGCGAACCUGGAGGAAUGGUGACUGAAUCUGCCAGAAGACUUGACAGAUAGACAGAUGCAGCAGAGUCCAGGUGGAGAAGACGAGGGGUCGUAAAAAGCUCAUCUCAGGGGUCAAAGGUUAUCAGAACAAAACCAAACAUCCAACCCCUCCUUGUCUAACUUGAUGAACUUUCAAGUGUGGCUACUAAGAGACCCUACGCCUCUGAACCUCCACCCACCUCAUCUCUCUGCAUCUCUGUGAGAAUGUACUUCUGAGGGCUCCCAACAACGUCACCUGCCCUCACAUGUACACACCCCUCGACCGCUCUCCUCCUCCCCCCACGGGUGUGUUGUUGUUUUUUUUUUUUGUCCUCUUUUUACACUAGAAACACAAAGAAGAAAUAAGGAUCCCCCUCCUAUCACCUCCUUGGUGUGGUACUUCAAACCUGACAAGAUGUUUUGGUUGACUUCAGAUUUAGUUUUUUCUUUUUUUUUUAUUAGUGUUUAUUUGGUUGAUGAAGCUUUCUCAUGAGUUCUGUGGAAAGGAAAAGGCAUUGCUAUCAAGGUCCUGGUUGGACCAACAGAGGGGUUUAUUUUGGGGGAGGGUUGGCUCAGAUUGGGUGGGCCAUGUUUAGGGGAAAGAUUCUUGUUUCAGGACAGGACCCCUGAAAGGGUGGAUUAUAUUGGGCGUCCUGCCCUUGUAAUGAUAGUGGCAUUUUAUAAAUUUGGAUGCAUUUUAUAGAUAGACCUAUAUACAUAGAUGAAUAUAUAUUUAGAGGUGAGGGCAGCGCUAUGACUGACACUUAGGGAAACGGUGCCGAACUGCUGCUGCCCAGGAAAACCAAUUUAAUAUGCAUUUUACUUAACUACCUCAGGAUCUAGUACCUCAGAAGAGAAAAGAAAAUGAUUAUAUAUAUAUGAAAAAAUGUUCCUUUUCUUUUUUUAUUUUGCUUUUGUGGUAUUUUGUAUACUUUAUAAAGCUGAUAGUCUUUGAACAUUUUUAUUUUUUUAAGAAAAUUUAAAAUUUGGUCAGCUGCCAACUGACCUUGCCUUCAACUCUGGUGCUUUAGGUGGCAUUGUUCAUGUGUAUGUGUGACUUAAGAUGAUCUUGUACAUAAAGUCUAUUUGUACAUAGCAGCCCCAGAGCAAGAGUUGGCGCCCCCUCAGCUGGCGGCUGACAGGAGUAUCGAGAGAAAAUCGCCUCAGUUUUUCCCCUGAGGGUCCACCAUCUUCUGAAAAAAGUACAAAACAACUAAGACAUGCAAAUAAUGCCAACCGUACAUAAUUGCAGCAAUGCCAUUUAGUUUUGGGAUUGACAUUAUUAUUGGUAAUGGUACUUUAAUUUGCCUUCCUAGGAGGGCUGUGGUCAGGGCAGUGCAGCGUGGGCUCAAACGGUCCUCUCUAGCUGCCCUACAGUCAGCAGAGCGUCUGUUAAUUUUUUUUGUCUGUUCUGUUCCCAGGCCAUCUGCCACCUUCUUGACGUUGGUGUCUUAGCAAGGUCCAAGCACGACUAGGUUUAUUUUCAUAGAGCAAGCUUUGUCAGUUCGGAGUGGCCCUUGUAGCCAGGCCAUCAAUGUUAACGUCGUUCACUGCAUGGUGAGGGUAGGGGGAGUCACACUGAUUGAUAGAUGCAUUUUUUUUUUUAUUUUUUUUUUGCGCUAUAGGAAAAUGAUUUAAUAAACAAAAAGACAUUCUCUGUAACCCACAAAUGUAAACUUGAUGUUUCAAUUUGUUGUUCAAACAGGGAAAAAGGAAAGGAAUCCAAAACUUAAAUAUACAAUUUAUUUCAUUAGUCUCUUCAUGCCGAAUGUAAAUAUGUUGAUUGUGGUAAAAGUGCUCGAGUGUAUCCAUGCUUCCACAGUAGAACGCCGUCUACCUCAGCUGAGGGGGUGGGGGGUUGUCGUGGCACGAGGCACCCCACCCUGCCCCCACUGAGCGCCAGCGCGCACUGAUACCUCAGUCCCCCCGAACACUUGUUUCUACAUGGGCGCGCCAUCCUAACACCGCGCUUAACUGAGGGGCACAAGUGAUACUUAAAAAUAUCCCCGACACCUCCCAAUUCCCUGCUUCCUCCUUUCUGCCAAACCACCCUCCCCAUCCCUUUCCCCUCCUCCGCAGUUUGUUUUGAUCUACCUCUUUAGACACGUAUUUGAAGUAGAGGCAUUCUUCUAUUUGUUAGGAUUUACCCCCACCCCUCCUUUAUGCCUCCCCAUGCUUCCCCAGAUAUGAAUGAAAACUUAAACUAAAAUCAUUUACUCUUUAGAAUUGAGAAUCGAAUAAUCGAAAGUGAUCAAAAAUAUUUUCUUUUGCCAGUGUUUAUAUAUACUCUUUUUGGCUUAAUUGAAAUCCUCAAAAGAUGGUUAUUUCUUUCUGCUUUCUAUUUUUGGUGGUGUGGCUUACAUGUAUUUGAACUUUUGCUUGGGUUUUUUUUUGUGAAAAAAGGUCAAAUCACGCGUUUGAUUUUGCAUUCAAUAGUUAAAACGAGAAAAUACAGUUUAAAAAAAAAAGGGCCUGCCUUUUUUGUUUCUGAUUUGUAAGACUUCAGAAUAGAUACAAGUCCUGUCUUUUUUUCCCUUUUGUCUUUCACAGAUGCUACACUCACUUGCUGAUUUGGUAGCUAUUUUUUCUUCUGUUAGCAUUUCUUGGCUGUGUAAUGUGGAACAUCCUCUUGGUAUGAGACAGAUAUGAGGGAUUGGGUCUCUGAGUUUCUUGGAAAAGCGAUCUAACUUCAGCAUGAUAUUCCCUUCUCCCCCUCUCUGCAACCAUGCUUGU
Centropristis striata (black sea bass) is the source of this 5080-nucleotide messenger RNA. It is a transcript of the gene igf2bp3, whose product is annotated as insulin-like growth factor 2 mRNA binding protein 3. Gene Ontology annotation, molecular function: mRNA 3'-UTR binding. The record is from RefSeq and is a predicted model, not a curated record. Gene Ontology annotation, cellular component: cytoplasm; nucleus; cytosol. The transcript has 15 exons. NCBI's taxonomy places the organism in Eukaryota, Metazoa, Chordata, Actinopteri, Perciformes, Serranidae. The coding region runs from base 572 to 2323 and encodes 583 amino acids. Gene Ontology annotation, biological process: nervous system development; regulation of gene expression.